UCUCAGUGUUGGCGAUAGAGAUUGCCUGUGAAGCAAAUUCGUGCUUUUUUGGAUUCCUUUCUAAUAUUGGUACAUUUGAUUCUGUUUUGUAUAUGCGUCUGAAAUUACACGUUGGACCUAUUUUGAUAUUAUUCGUUCGGACUGGAGUAUCCGGUUGAUUUUACGGGACUACUGAAUGUGUGUUAAGCAGCCAGUGCACGGACUGUGGGAUUUGAAAGCAAGACUACACGCGCCUCUGCUGCUUUACGGUUCUGAUAGCUAAUGAAUCGCACAUUGGAUUGAACUUCGGAAAAGUUGAACGGUUUCAUGGAGUCGAGUGGAAUUUGUUUCUGAAUUCACUGAAUUCUGUUGGAUAUUGUCGCUGGACUCCCAAGAAAAAAGAAAGGAAAAAAAGAGCAUCGGCGAGGUUUUAUUUUAUUUUCUAUUGCGCACUACAACAAUAUGACAACUUUAAAUUAAUUAACUAAAAUAAAACAUCAUAUUUCAAACAUAGCCUACUCUCCUCCCGCCGUGCGUAGAGACAAUCUACAACGUUUUCAGUAUAAUGACCUGAGCUGAGUCUGGAGAUUGAGGAAUAUCUCCGAAGUAAUAGAAGAGCGGUGCGGAUUGUCAGAACAUGAAGUCAGUUGCAAGUCUGUUUGUUUUAAGUGUGUUGCUGUGUUCAACGACCGUGUCCUGGAGCGCGACUAUCUACAACCAUGGAGUGGGCAUCUGUAAGCAGGAUUCCUGUGAAUUUGGAGGUAUAUACAACUUCAGCACCUUCCUGUUGGAUCAUGCGUCUGGAAUGCUCUACCUUGGUGCACGGGAUGCAGUCAUCGCUGUGGAUACUGCAAACCUGUCAAAGAGGAAGACAAUUGAGUGGAGUGUUCCAGAAGAGAAGAGGAAAUCUUGUGUUGCUAAGGGAAAAACAGAGGACGAUUGCAAGAACUAUGUCCGUCUGCUGGAGUUUUUAGGAGAUGGACACAUAUAUGCCUGUGGGACGUUUGCCUUCGACCCCCAGUGUGCCUUAAUUAACAUCUCUUCAUUCUAUCUGGAGAAGCAUGAGGAUGGUAGUGUGAAGAUGGAGACUGGGAAGGGGAAAUGCCCCUUUGAGCCCAGCCAGCAUUACACUGCAGUCAUGGCAGGAGGGAUUCUUUACACUGCCGCCACUAGUAACUUCCUUGGCACAAUGUUCGACAUUUCCAGGGCAACGGGCAUUGAGCAGGAACGCAUCCGGACUGAGCAAUCUAUCAACUGGCUUAGUGAUCCAGAGUUUGUUAGCUCUGCCUUCAUUCAAGAGAACGAGGAGAACAACUCAUCCGGAGAGGAUGACAAAAUUUACUUCUUCUUCACUGAGGUGGCCAAAGAAUAUGACCUCUACACCAAGGUCAAAGUGCCCAGAGUAGCUAGAGUCUGCAAGUCUGAUGUAGGUGGUAUGAAGACUCUGCAGAGGCGGUGGACUACGUUCCUGAAGGCCCAGUUGGUGUGUGAAGAUCGAGCAAGUGGACAGAGAUUUAAUGUACUCACUGAUGUCUUCACUGUACAGCACCAGCCUGGAAAUCCCAACAGCACUCACUUCUACGGCAUAUUUACCUCACAAUGGGAACGGGAAGAGCUGUCUGCAGUGUGUGUGUACAGUCUGGAGGAGAUAACUAAAGUGAUGAAUGGACCCUUUAAAGAGCUAAAGAAGAGCUGUGAGAACUGGAUUAACCCAGAGCCCAUACCUACACCACGACCAGGACAAUGUUUGAACAAUGCUCUAAAGGAGCAGGGCUUUGAGUCCUCCCUGAAGCUGCCUGAUAAAGUACUGACAUUCAUGCGCGAUCACCCGCUCAUGGAGAACAGUGUGGUGGCAGCACCCCUGAUGAUCAGAAACGGCAUCACAUACACUAAACUAGCUGUUACCUUAACAACUGUCUCCAAUGGCCCCAAACAUCAAAUGGCCACGGUUUUACAUCUUGGAACAGAUCGUGGACAGCUACACAAAGUUGUUGUGGUUGGUCCGAAUGCAACUCUUAUUGAAGAAGUCCCUCUGUUUUCUGCACAGGAGCCUGUGAAUAACAUAUUGCUAUACAAGGAUGAGGCUCUGGUUGGUUCUCCUCUCUCUCUUGUGAAGUUACCCAUAGUUAGUUGUUCCCUGUACACUAACUGUGAGUUGUGUGCACGUGCCCAUGGACUCGGCUGUGUAUGGAGACAUAAAGAGGGAGCUUGUGCAAUGGCAAAGCCUGGGGAAGUGGUGGAGCCAGAGGAUUUGGUCAGCCAAUGCAACAAAGAAGGUCUUUGCUCCCCACCUGUAAUUGAAAUGCGUGUUGAAUAUGGCCUACGUGUUCUGCUUUCUUGCGUGCAAGUUUCUCCUCGCCCCUGCCGCUGGAACCAACCUUCACAAAGUCACACCCGCCGCCACAACUACGACCUGGAGGUGGAGGUCAAACCGGAGAGCCUGGGCACCUACAUUUGCUUGUGUGAUGAAGUGGGGCGAGAUCAGCCACCCUGUCGUAGAGCAGAGUACCAGCUCACCCUUGACAACCCCAGCAUAGGGGGGAACGUGGCCAUUGCAGGCGGCCGUCACUUCCUGGCCUCGCACAUUUUUUUAUUCUUCUUAGGUUUUAUUAUGGGUGUCAUAGUAUUAUUUGUGGUCUACAAACGCCAAGGUGGCCUAAGAGGAGCUGGACACUCAUCAUCCACAUUAGAGAAGGGGCGGGACUUGCUUCCUUCCACAGACACACCCCAGUCUCCAAGCAGCGGCAGUCUGUUUUCAGAGGCUGUUCUGUUAACAGAGAAAAGGAACGGAACAAUAAAUGGACACGGUGGACACAUCGUCCACACUGGUGGACAAAACAGCAUGCAUAUUUACACCAACUCAAGUGGACUGAAGCUGCAGGAGUCAGCUGUUAAUUUGGCAGAGGAGCUGGAUGGUAGAGAAAGGAUGUUGACAAAGGGAGAGGAGGAGGGGCUUGGGGAGAUGCUGAGUGAGAUGGAGGAGGAGUUUCCUAAGCUGCAUUGUCUAAGAGGGGCACCGCUGGCAAAAUGCGAAGAAAGCUCUAUCUGAAGGCAGGCACACACCAUUUUUUAAACAGAACUGUGUUUGUGCAUAGGCUCACAAACACAGGAAACUCAACCAUUUGGUGUGUUUUUCAAAGUAUGGAGGGCUGGAGAAGAAGAGGAGAGCAGACAAUCAAAGAAGCUGAAACAUACAUUCCAAAUAUAGAAGAAAACCGUAGGCAGUCGCACAAAGAAGCACCCACACAAUCAUAUGUGCACACGCAAACUAUGUUACCUGGAAGCUCAUCUACUACUCCAUUACCUUCUCAUCCAGUUCAUUCAUUCAUAUGUACAUAAAGUGGUGUGCAAUUCCAUGUUCAUCCUGCUGUUUCUGCAUGUUUUUGAUCAGACCAUUGUUCAGAAUUAUGAGCAGGCAGUGUUUAUAGGUAGUGCUCAGCACUUUCACACACCUUUUUCAAAGCCAUGCAUGCAGAAAAACACAGUUCUGUAUGCUUGGUCUGGUCAAAGUCCAAGGUCUUUUGAAGUGAACAUAGUACAUAGACCAGAACAAAACAGAACCAGUGAAGUCUGCUCAUCCUGGACAGAUUACUGAAAAUAAGCAGAUUUUAUUUGAAUCACCAAAAAGGGCUUGAAUCCACUCUGUACUUGAUGGUUCACAGGAGCAAAUAUGAAAGAAUGACAAGAGACACUGGAAAUCAUGAUUACAUAAUUUUUGCCUUACAGAUAAAGUGGUAGUCUUGAGUACUGCUAACAGCUGUACUGUUGCCUAUGAUCAGGCUGGAAUGGGAGAGGGGGGGCGGGGGUGUGAUUGUGUGACCCAAGACUGUAUCUUAUAAAGAAAAAAAAUAGGCUUCCAAAGCGGUGUGCCCAAGGGCUUGUGGUGGCCAAGAUUGAGUGAGAACAUAAAGAGAAAGGCACAUGUAACUCUUUAGCAAUUAUCUCCCUUUAUAGAGUAUGUCAAACUUGUGAGCUGAUGGUAGGUUGCAUACUUGCAAAUGAUUCAGCCACCUUUCCAGAGCAAGUUAGGAGAUGCAAUCAAGUCAAGAGCUAUAAGUAAAGUUAUGCUUCUCUGGAAUGGGUUCGGCAAUAUUUUGUUGUGUCAGAUCAGAAGCUGUCACAUCACUGCCAUCUGUAUAGGGACCAGAUGUAGCAUGUUCUAUUCAUAAUAAUCUGCACACUUAAAUGAAGACGAGGAGCACGUAAUGAUGGAUGUCUCUCUUUUUAGCUUGAAAGCUUAAUGAAAUUAGAUGGAAGUGUUCAGGAUCGAAACUAAUAGUGAAGGAAAUCAUUGAUUGUUUUAAGUUUCUCUUUAAAGGAAGAGUUCACCCAAGAAUGAAAAAUCUCUCACAUGGUAUGAACCUACAGGGCUGAGAUAUUAUUCAAAGAAUUGUUGUUUGAAUUAAGCAGUAGAAAGUCAUACACAUCUUGGAUGGCAUGAGAGUGAGCAAAUAUUAAAAUAAUUACAUUUUUGGGUGAACUAUCCCUUUAAGGUCAGAGAAUGUGCCUCCUUUGAAGGUAUAUUUAUCCCCACUGAAGUGCAUGAGACAAAGUAGUUUAAAGGACAGAACUACAAAUCUAUAAUACCAUGAAUCGGGCUACGGCACUCUUAUUUAUGUAGCCAUAAUGAAGUAUGUAUCAGGAGUAUGUAUGUAAAUAUUUGUGAAUAUAAAAGAAUAUGCGGUAAAGAUCUUCUAAAUGCCUGCUUUUUAUUCUCUCUUUGUGAUUGAGAGUGGCAAAGCAUUUAACUCUUUUCACCACUAGAGGGAUUCUUCCUAACUUUAUCAAACUGUCACUCUCCCAUCUUCAAUGUUUGACCACUUUGGAAUGCUAUUUCUAGCCAAUUUCUUAGAAAGACUUAUUUAUUUUGUAAUCCUUAAACAAAAAAAACUAUUAUAUAAUUAUAUAUAUACACACACUUAUCAGCCACAACAUUAAAACCACCUUCCUAAUAGUGUAGGUCCCCCUCAUGCUGCCAAAACAGCGCCAACCCGCAUCUCAGAAUAGUAUUCUGAGAUGAUAUUCUUCUCACUACAAGUGUACAGAGCGGUUUUAUGCGUUCCCAUAGACUUUGUUAGUUUGAACCAGUCUGGCCAUUCUCUGUUGACCUCACUCAUCAACAAGGUGUUUCCAUCCGCAGAACUGCCGCUCACCGGAUGAUUGUUUUUUUUUGUCAACAUUCUGAGUAAAUUCUAGAGACUGUUGUGUGUGAAAAUCCCAGGAGAUCAGCAGUUACAGAAAUACUCAAACCAGCCCAUCUGACACCAACAAGCAUCCAUACAAUUAUCUAAUCAGCCAAUUGUGUGGCAGCAGUGCAUAAAAUCAGGCUUCAGUUAAUGUUCAACCAUCAGAAUGGGGAUAAAAUGUGAUUUCAGUGAUUUGGAGCAUGGCAUGAUUGUUGGUGCAGAUGGCCUAGUUUGAGUAUUUCUGUAACUGCUGAACUCCUGGGAUUUUCACACACUACAAUCUCUAGAAUUUAUUCAGAAAGGUGUACAAAAAAAUGCUAUUCUGAGAUGCAGUUUGGCGCCAUGAGGAGGACCUACAUAAUAUUAGGCAAGCCAUUUUCAUAUUGUGGAUGAUCGGUGUAUGUGUAUGUAUGUAUAUAUAUAUAUAUAUUUGUAACAUUAUGUCAAACAAAGUAAAACUCUGGUUUAUGUUCAAUAUACUGUAUCUUGUCUUCUGGAUGGAUCUCAUUGUCAGCAUUCACUAAAGUAAUAAUAACAACAGGUACACAACCCAAAAUUGCCAUAAGAAUGCUAUUUCCUAUUCCUAUUCCAAUUCUUCCAUCUCUAUCCUCCACCUUAGUAAAUAUCCAGUUGGUUCUUAUCUAUGGCUUGUUCAGAAUGUUUUUGUUUAAUAUUAAUACAAAUAAGAUCAUUUAGUGUUACAUGCUCUUUGUUGUUCAUUCUGAAUAAGAAAUAUGUUAAUUUCUGUACAGAUAUGUAGUAUUCUAUGUUUAUAUUUUUAUAAUUUAUAUAUGAUGAAGAUAAAUGUACAUUUGUGUUGAAAACAUUAAUUGAAGGUAUUUGUGAAUGGCUGUAUGUGUGAAUGCAUUGUGAUGCUCUUUGGAAUAAAAUAAAAAAAACUA
Molecule: messenger RNA, 6067 nt
Organism: Xyrauchen texanus (razorback sucker)
Lineage: Eukaryota; Metazoa; Chordata; Actinopteri; Cypriniformes; Catostomidae
Product: semaphorin-4F-like
Exons: 14
Coding region: 617-3028 (803 amino acids)
Biological process (GO): negative chemotaxis; positive regulation of cell migration; semaphorin-plexin signaling pathway
Molecular function (GO): semaphorin receptor binding; chemorepellent activity
Source: RefSeq, a predicted model, not a curated record